AUGACGGAAAAUGUUGGGACAUCCUCAAAUUUUCAUGUCUCGCCUACUUUUGGUGCAGAUGAUUUUCAGGAAAAUAUUACACAAGAUGAACCCAUUGAUCCUGUGAAUAUCGAUGAUCGUGACCUUCCUAAUUAUGGCUCACCUUCAGCUAGUGAUAGUGAUGAUUUGCCUAAUGCCGAGGAAUCAGGAGAUAAUGUUCCAUUUGAGGCAUCAUCUAGUGAUGAUGAUUUUUCGACUCUCAAUCGAUCGCCAAGACCAAUGUCCAUGAGCCCGUUUCGUAAUCAUGAAAUUCCUUAUCUUGAUCAUCUCCCGGAUGGUUCAGAUAUCUUUGGUGAUACAUAUGAUGAGUAUACAUCACAACCUACGUGGCAUGAACCAGAAGAUUUCAUGAGUGGUACUAUUUAUAUUGAAAAAGGCAUGUUAUUCAAUUCAAAGAAGCAGUUGCAAAGAGCAGUUAAACUUCUACAUUUGAAAGUAGCAAGGGAGCGUGUAGAACAAGGAUGCCGAUUUAGGUUGACUUCUUUUAUUGAUAAACAUACAAACAUGUGGAAAGUUGGAAGAUACAUUGAAGAACAUACAUGUGAUAUGGGUACAUGUCGCGAAGGACAUUUCAACUUGGAUGUUGAGAUGAUUGCUAACGUCCUCCGUGUUGAUAUAGAAAGAACGCCAAGGUUUCCCAUCAAAGACUGUCAAACAGUCGUUCUUAAAGCAUAUGGCAUUUCGAUAAGUAGAAGAAAAGCCUAUCUUGGUCACAAGUGGGCUUUUGAAAAAGUCUAUGGUACUUGGGAGGGUUCUUUUGCCGAGUUACCGAGGUUCAUGGAAGCUUUGAAACACUUCAAUCCUGGAACAAUAGUAGAAUGGAAAACAGAGCGGCAUGUCGAUGUCAUUGAACAUGUAUUCAACUAUGUGUUUUGGGCUUUUAAACCAUGCAUUGAUGGGUUUGUGCAUUGUCGUCCUGUUAUAUCGAUCGAUGGAACACAUGUCUAUGGAAAAUAUGAUAUCAAGUUGUUGAUUGCGAUUACAAUAGAUGGUAACGGCUCUAUAUUACCUUUGGCAUUUGCAAUAGUUGCAAAUGAGAGCAUAGAGACAUGGACUUUAUUUUUGGAUCAUUUGCACUUGCACGUUGUCAAGGGUCAUAGAGGGGUCACAUCGAUAUCAGAUAGGCAUCACGGAAUACUCUCAUCCGUGUAUAAUUCUUCGAAUUGGCAGGCUCCAUUUGGGUUUCAUUGUUUUUGUUUAAGACAUUUGAAGGCCAAUUUUCAAAAAAAUUCAAAAAUAUCACUUUGA
This is a messenger RNA of Solanum pennellii, 1287 nucleotides long. RefSeq lists its product as uncharacterized. The record is from RefSeq and is a predicted model, not a curated record. The coding region runs from base 1 to 1287 and encodes 428 amino acids. The transcript is spliced from 4 exons. NCBI's taxonomy places the organism in Eukaryota, Viridiplantae, Streptophyta, Magnoliopsida, Solanales, Solanaceae.